AUGGACCCUAGCACAGAAUCACUCAUGCACAUGCCCAACGCCUUCCGCUACUGGAGCGAAAUCCCACUCUACAUGAAGAUCCUCGCCGUCAACGCCCUGCCCAUCGCCUACGUGACCGCGGAGCUCGUGGACGGAUACAACAACUGGCACGCCCUCGGCCAGGGGGGCUUGCCGCAUAAUUUCCUGGGGUACCUGAUUAACCUUGUGAUUACGGUGGUGUUUGCGAAGCGGGACACGAAGGGCACAGAGUGCUAUCGGAAACCGGAGCGGUAUGCGAUGGGGUGGGGGGAGGCGGGGAAGGAGGAGCGGGAGAGGGUGACGAAGGGGUGGGGGUUGGGUAAGGUGGGACGGAGGGGUGGGGAGGCGGGGGAGGCGAAGUGGUAUGUUGCGCCGCAGCGGGAGCAUUAUGCGCGGAGGGGGGUGGAUCCGCAGCUUAAGACGGCAUACUUCGACGGCUUCACCCAAUUAGCAGACAAACACACCGAUUCCCUAGCCUGGAGCACCUCCGUCCUCGAACGGCACGGCCAAGCUCUCUUCUUGAAGGAAAGCUAUUCCAUCCCGACGCUGAUCGCGAAGUGCAAGCGCGAGGUAGCGCAUAUCCACGAGAGCGAUCUUUCAGCGCACGUCCUCCUGUCCUUCGCAGACGCGAAGCGAGUCAUCGAGGAAGGCUGGGGCGAGCGGCAUCGCUUGACGGGGACGAGGUUUCUGCCGCUGGGGUAUACGAUGUUGUAUGCUCCGAGGGAUAAGGGGGAGGUGGAGGUGCUGUUGGGGAUUUUGGAGGCGGGGAUGCGGUAUGCUGAGAGUAACGGGAAGGCAUCAUAG
Messenger RNA from Saxophila tyrrhenica, 822 nucleotides. RefSeq lists its product as uncharacterized. The record is from RefSeq and is a predicted model, not a curated record. NCBI's taxonomy places the organism in Eukaryota, Fungi, Ascomycota, Dothideomycetes, Mycosphaerellales, Extremaceae. The transcript is spliced from 2 exons. The coding region runs from base 1 to 822 and encodes 273 amino acids.